Messenger RNA from Struthio camelus australis, 803 nucleotides. NCBI's taxonomy places the organism in Eukaryota, Metazoa, Chordata, Aves, Struthioniformes, Struthionidae. The record is from RefSeq and is a predicted model, not a curated record.
AUGGUUCCCUCUGCCCAGGAACCCCGUCGUCGCCCCGCUCUCCUCAACCCCCGCUUCCUGCACGUUAAAUUCGACAUAAACAGAAGUUACGAAAAAAUUAACCAAAUAAAAGAAGAGCUGAGCAAUGCAAAAAUAAAAUUAGAAAACAAGGUUCAGCAUCUUUCUGAAAAACUCUUCUACUUAGAACUUCUGAAGAAACGUGAAGACAUCUUAGAAAAACAGAAAGCUGAAUUUACUACUCAAAAGAGCGUUCUUCUUAAAAUCUUGACAGAUGCAAAGAGAAAAAUGACUGAAGAAGAAGAUAAUUUUACUAGGGAGCUAACAGAGUUUAACAAUGAAUAUGGACUAACAAGUAAUAGAGAUCUUCUGAUUAAAAAAAAAGUCAAGAUUGAAAUAAAUGAUUUAGAGAAUGAGGCAGCUCUCUUAAAAAGUGAAAUGGAGUCAAUGGAACAUAAAAAUGUUCAGUUAAAUGCACUCCAGCUGCAGAAGAAUGAAUUAAAGCAGGAUUUAUUUGCUCUCCAGAGCAAACUCAAAGAUCUUGAAAAAGUAAUCAAGGAGGCUAAAGGAAUUACAAAAGAUUUAGAAGCAGAAAAGGUCCAAGUCACUGAAAAACCUCAGACUGAUCCUGAAUGUUUAAGGCUUAAGAAAGAAUUGGAAAAUUACAAAGAUGAUCACUGGGAAAAUGUCUGCGAGACUUUUCGAACAGAAAUUGAAAUUCUGCAAAUGAAACUAUCACAAAAAAAGUCUUCAGGCAACUGAAUAAUAUGUGACAUAUCAUACAGAAUGUCAUAGAAGCUAGUCUU